AUUUUUUAAAAUGCAUAUGGUUUUAAAUAAAAGUUUUAUCUCAAACUGAUCAGAAUAGCACAAUAUUUUGCAAAUUAAAGAAGUUCAGAACCUUCAAAUAUUUUCCUUACCACCACGGAUCUAGCCCAAUAUCGAUAAAAUAUUUAAAAACCGGAAAACGUUUAAAGUAUUCACAAGAUGCAAGAACAAGAAUCUUCAACUACUUCGACCAACCAUCACAGCUGUUAUACUUCGAAUUUAUGUGAAAAACUCCUCACAUUCGGUGAAAAAGGACAAUUUUCAGAUAUUUGCAUCAUUUCUUCGGAUAAUGUUAAAUUCCAUUUACACAAAUGUGUCUUGUCAGCAGCAAGUAAUUAUUUCAUGAAUAUGUUUAGCAACAACAUAAACAAAUCACCAUAUACCGUAGUUAAAAUCCAUAAGGUGAACGGAAAAAUCCUAAAACGCAUACUAACUUUCUUUUACACUGGACAAAUCGAACUUGAAAACGACACGGCAGAUAUUUUAAGAGCAGUAUCAGUUUUCGAAAUUCAAGCACUUCUCAUGGACUGUCUGAACAAAUUAAUGACUAAAAAACUAGACACCAAAAAUUUUUUGGACAUUGUUAUGAUUGCUAAUCAAUACGGUCUGGGGGUACUCUCUGAGAAAGUCUCCAAGUUUGCAGGUUUGAAUUUCGACCAAAUCUCCAAGGAAGAGGACUUUCUUAAGAUCGAUGAAAAUCUUUUAAGUGCAAUUAUAUCACGUGAAGAUCUUUGUGUUAGCUCGGAAGAAAAUGUUUAUUUCAGCCUGGUCAAAUGGAUCAACCACGACAAACUGAAUCGAGAACAAUAUGCUUACGAGUUAUUCUCCAAAGUUCGUUAUUGGCUGUUAAGUUUGGAUUUUAUUAAGGAACACAGAUCAAAGAUGCCUAAGCAAGUGGAAUGUGUGGAAUUGGUUUGCACUUGGCUUGAAUGGUAUUCAUCACCCCGUGGACUGAUGCACAACUACAUUCGUGCUGGCAAAGAGAAGUUCUUAAUCUUUUUUGGAUAUUUCAAAAGAUUUUUAAAAAUUGUUACCAUUUUACUAUGUUUGAUGAUCGUAAUACUAGAAAUAAAUUUUCGUAGACAAAAAAAUCUGAAUCUCUACAAAAUGCAAGGACAACAAUCUUCAUCUUCAUCAAUCUUUCAAUCAAGCAAUUUUGCUUCGAAAUUAUGUGAAAAACUUCUGGCAUCCAGCGAAGAAGGGCAAUUUUCGGAUAUUUGUCUAAUUUCUUCUGAUGAUGUGAGAUUUAAUGGCCACAAAUGUGUCCUUACAGCUUUCAGUGAAUAUUUCAAAGUAAUGUUUGGAGGUGCUCUAAAAGAGGCAUCAUCUCGUGAAGUUAAAAUACACGAAGUUAAUGGAAAAGUCUUGAAACCUAUACUCACUUUUCUGUACACUGGUCAAAUCGAACUUCAAAGUGACACGAUUGAAGACAUUUUAAGUGCUGCCAACUUUUUCCAAAUUCAAUUACUCAUUCAAGAGUGUUAUAAUUUCAUGGGCGAAAAGUUAGACUCCAAGAACUGUUUAGGCAUUACAAUGUUUGCUGAUCAACAUGGUUUGGUUGAACUUUUCCAAAAAGCUUCCAAGUUCGCAAGUGCUCGUUUCGAAACAAUUUGCAACGAUCAGGACUUUCUCAAGCUCGAUGAAAACCAAUUAAGUGCAAUUAUUUCAAGUGAAGAACUUUGUGUCAGCUCGGAAGAAAAAGUCUAUUUCAAUCUAAUCAAAUGGCUGCAACAUGACAGACCGAACCGAGAAAAGAUAGCCUUCAAAUUGUUCUCGAAAGUUCGUUACUGGCUAUUGAGUUUGGACUUUAUCAAAAAACAUCGAUCCAAGUUGCCUAAUCAAGUUGAAUGCUUGGAAUUGGUUUGCACAUGGCUUGAAUGGCAUUCAUCACCCGAAGGACUGAGGACAAUAAAGUCUAUGGAAUAUUCCAAACCUAACAAACCACAUGGACUUCUUUUGAUCGGUGGCGGAGGAAUACAAACUUAUGAUGCAGAAUUGAACAUUUGGACUUUUGAGUCUUUAUCAAAUCUGCCAUAUCGAUUUGAUAAGGUUGUUGCUCUUAAAAACAAGCUUAUUUUUUCAUGGCUUGAAAAACCUUUAACUUGCUUUAAUCUUCAAACAAAACAAGUUACAAAUCUACCAAGGAUGAACAUACAACGUCGUAGUUAUGGAUUGGCAGUGUUAAACGAUGAAUUGUAUGUGAUUGGCGGUCAGAAAUAUCUAUCGCCUUGGAAACGUGUUGUUGAAAAAUAUAACUAUUCAACUGGUAAAUGGCAGGAUGUUGCUCCAAUGAAUACAAUAUUUUCAUCACCCAAAGUAGCUGUUGCCAAUGGACAAUUGUAUGUUGUUGGUGAUAGAUCACCCACUAUGGAAUGCCUAAAUCCGGCCACUAACGAAUGGACUUCAAAGCCUAUUGCUGAAUUGCCAAAAUCGGCAUUUGGAUUUGCCGAAGUUGGUGGAAAUUUGUACAAAAUUGGAGGAGCACAAUACAGUGAGACAAGAUAUGGAAAAGAUACAUAUUUUAAGAGCGUUCAGAGUUUCGAUCCGUUUAGUAGUACCUGGACACAGAAGGGACAAAUGAAAAUAGCUUUAGCUGAUCCACAUUGUAUAAGUUGGAAUAAUCGAUUGAUUACUUGUGGGGGUCGUGAUGAAACCGGUACGAGUCUGAAUUUGGUACAAGAAUAUAAUCCGAAUACUAAUGAAUGGAGAUCAUUGGCUCAAUUGAUUGAAUAUAUGCCUUCAAAUGAAUAUGGUCUUGUUGCAUUUAAUUAAACAACAAUAAGAAUUAAUAUUAAAUAAAAUUUUGUAUUUUAGAAAA
Molecule: messenger RNA, 2836 nt
Organism: Episyrphus balteatus (marmalade hoverfly)
Lineage: Eukaryota; Metazoa; Arthropoda; Insecta; Diptera; Syrphidae
Product: kelch-like protein 3
Exons: 3
Coding region: 178-2790 (870 amino acids)
Molecular function (GO): protein binding
Source: RefSeq, a predicted model, not a curated record